AUGUCGAUUCCUCCUGAUGGUCGAGGUGUUGACUUCACCAAAGACUUUGAACAACAGGAUAUGAAGUAUGACUCCACUGGCAUGUUUCACUGGUGCCCUGCAAGGAAUUUGGAUGAAUGUGUGCUUGAAAGGCACCAAGCUGCUAUGACGGUACUUAACGGCCAUGUUGUCGUCUGCCUGUUCGCUGAUCGAGACUCACCAUUAAUUGGGUUAAGAAACUUCAUCAUGCCUCUGAGAGCUUCCAACUUCCACUACCAUGAGCUGAAACACGUCGUGAUCGUUGGUGACCUGGAUUAUCUAAGAAAGGAGUGGAAAACUCUUUACAACCUUCCUAAGAUCUCCAUUCUCAAUGGCUCUCCGCUAUCACGUGCUGAUCUACGUGCAGUUAAUAUCAACCUUUGCGAUAUGUGCGUGAUCAUAUCUGCUCGAGUGCCGAACACCGAAGACACGACUCUUGCUGAUAAGGAAGCUAUCUUAGCGUCAUUGAAUAUCAAAGCCAUGCAGGUAGGCCAUUUGGCUUUAGCUACUUUCCGAAUUUAUGCGGAUUGCGAUAUGAAUGAGAACUUCCUGCAUACAGUAUUGAUUGCUGGAAGAGCAUUCUCUUAA
Molecule: messenger RNA, 606 nt
Organism: Strongylus vulgaris
Lineage: Eukaryota; Metazoa; Nematoda; Chromadorea; Rhabditida; Strongylidae
Source: the annotation of a GenBank genome assembly